This is a messenger RNA of Phaedon cochleariae (mustard beetle), 4199 nucleotides long. The record is from the annotation of a GenBank genome assembly. Lineage: Eukaryota; Metazoa; Arthropoda; Insecta; Coleoptera; Chrysomelidae.
GUUGACAUGUACUCAGUUUAGUGAACCAAAACAAAGUUUAGCCGAAAUGUACGCGCAAGCUUUGAGUGUACUGUUCUCCUUUUGGGCAGUUUCGGCAGCUAGAUUCGACGGUCCUGAGCAGUGUUCUUGGUUACCAGACAACACGGAUUCUUCCUCUUCGAAGCUAUCUGUUACCUGCAGAGUGAAAACUUUGGAGGAAUCGGCGAAUAUAUCAUCUCUACCUGCUGAAGUGACUUCCAAGCUGAAAAUAUUCUGCAGUGAUGUUUUGUUCAUGGAAAGUGUGCUUCCGACGCAAGGUCUCCAUCGACUUCAUGAACUCGAGGAGUUUCAGAUUAACAACUGCAAACUACUGAACAUCCAUCCGAACUCCUUCGAUGGUCUUUAUAACGUGAAGAAACUUGCUAUAAAUACUUUCAAUGCUGAAUGGGGUCCUACAAAAAGCUUGGAUAUGACUCGACACAGUUUGCAAGGACUGAAGGAACUACAAAUUUUGGACUUGGCAGAUAACAAUAUCAGAGCGAUUCCUGACGGAGUGUUCUGUUCUCCAGCCAACCUGCAGACUCUGAAUUUGACGAGAAAUCGAUUCAGGCACUCUGAAAGAAUUGGUCUCAAUGUUCAAGAUUGCAGUAGCAGCGAUUUGCAGAAUCUGGAUUUGUCAUAUAACGAUUUGAGAACUUUGUCUGAGGAAUCUGGAUUCUCCCGAUUGAGAAGAUUACAGCAUUUAUAUUUGCAAUACAAUAACAUUAGUGAGAUAUCUGGAGAAGCACUUGCUGGAUUAGUGUCACUCAGAAUCAUCAACUUAGCGAAUAACAAAAUCAGUACAUUGCCACAAGGAUUAUUCUCGGGCACUCCAGAACUCAAGGAGAUUCAUUUACAAAAUAACUCUCUGUUCUCAUUGGCGAAAGGACUAUUCCACAGACUUGAGCAGUUGCUGGUUCUCGACUUAUCAGGCAAUCAGCUAACCAGUAAUCACAUAGAUUCAGGAACAUUUACUGGACUAAUUCGCCUAAUCGUUCUCAAUCUGUCACAUAAUGCUCUGAUGCGCAUCGAUAGCCGAACCUUCAAAGAUCUUUUCUUUCUACAGAUCUUGGAUUUGAAGAACAACUCUAUCGGAUUCAUUGACGACAACGCUUUCUUGCCCUUAUACAAUCUACAUACUCUUAAUCUUGCUGAGAACAGGCUGAACACGAUCGGCCCUAUGCUAUUCAAUGGGCUCUUUGUUCUCAGCAAGCUCACCCUGAAUAAUAAUCUGAUUGUGAACAUAGACUCCAAAGCCUUCGUCAAUUGUUCGGCUCUCAAAGAGCUGGAUUUGAGUUCUAAUGCUCUCUCUGAAGUUCCCGACGCUGUGCAUGAACUCACUUUUCUCAAAACUCUCGAUCUGGGAGAGAAUCAAAUUUCAGAAUUCAGAAAUGGCUCGUUCAAGAAUUUAAAUCAACUCACUGGUUUGAGACUGAUCGACAACAAUAUUGGCAACUUGUCUCGUGGAAUGUUGUGGGACCUGACCAGCUUGCAAGUGUUGAAUCUCGCGAAAAACAAAAUUCAGAAUAUCGAAAUCGGGACAUUCGAACGCAAUAUACAAAUUGAAGCCAUACGCUUGGACGAAAAUUUUUUAACGGACAUUAACGGUGUGUUCGCGACGCUCGCCACUUUGUUGUGGUUGAACUUAUCGGAAAAUCAUUUGGUGUGGUUCGACUACGCGUUUAUACCUAGCAACCUCAAAUGGCUGGACGUACACGGAAACUUCAUAGAACAUAUGGCAAACUAUUACAAACUCCAGGAUGAAAUCAAAGUGAAAACGGUUGAUGCUAGUCAUAAUCGAAUAACGGAAAUCAAUCCCAUGUCAGUGCCCAAUACUAUCGAACUCUUAUUCAUCAAUAACAAUUUUAUUAAAACUGUACAACCUAAUACGUUCUUAGAUAAGACCAACUUAGUUCGAGUCGAUAUGUAUGCUAAUGACCUGAAAAACUUGGAUCUUAGUUCGCUCCGGCUGUCCCCGUUUAUGCCUCUGAACCGGUCUCUACCAGAAGUCUACUUGGGUGGCAACCCCUUUCAUUGUGAUUGCACCAUGGAGUGGCUCCAACUCAUUAACAAUAUGUCAUCUUCCCGUCAGUAUCCCCGUGUGAUGGACUUGGACAACGUAGUUUGCGAAAUGACACACAACAGAGGUAUGUCACAUAAACCUUUGAAUCAAGCCAAACAAAGUGAUUUCCUUUGUCCUUACGAAACUCACUGUUUUGCGCUGUGUCAUUGCUGUGAUUUUGAUGCAUGCGACUGCGAGAUGACUUGUCCGAACAAUUGUUCCUGUUACCACGAUCAAACUUGGAAUACGAAUGUAGUUGACUGCUCACGGCAAGAUCUCGAGGAUCUUCCACAUAAAAUACCGAUGGAUGUCACUGAAUUGUGCUUAGAUGGCAACAAUAUCAAAGAACUCCAAAAUCAUGUGUUUAUUGGCAGAAAGAACAUGAAAAUACUCUUUGUCAAUAACAGCAACAUUGAAACUAUACAGAAUAGCACAUUCAAUGGACUGAACAACUUGCAGACUUUGCAUCUAGAAAAUAAUAAAAUAAGGGCAUUGGUCGGUUAUGAGUUCGAACAAUUAUCGAAUCUCAAAGAAUUGUUCCUGCAAGAUAACCUCAUCUCGACGAUUGGAAACAACACCCUCGAGCCAUUAACUUCCUUGGAAUUAUUACGACUAGAUGGAAAUAAAUUGGUGACUUUUCCUGUAUGGCAGCUUUCAUCGAACACUCGCCUGAACGAAGUUAGGUUGAGCAACAACCAGUGGUCUUGCCGAUGCAAAUUCUUGCAAGGCCUUACAGCGUGGGUAGCAGACAACGCGGUUAAAGUAGUGGACAGUGCCGACAUGAUGUGUUACAAUCCGGACUCGAAACCUCCGCAAAAACGAGAGCUAGAUUUCAACAGCACGACAUGCAGUGAUUAUUAUGCGGGCAGUUCCGUGAUAGACAGUAUGUUAGUGUCGGACUAUUGGCCGAUGGUCGUAGUGACUAUGUGCAUUGUAAUACUUGUAUUACUCGCCAUUGUGAUGUGGUUUAUCUUCAGAGACCCGGUCAGAGUAUGGCUGUACUCUCGGUACGGGGUGCGUCUGUGUAGCUUUCGUGCUGACGCCGCGAAACAAUACGAGGAAAGAGACAAGCUCUACGACGGGUUCGUGUGCUACAGCCCGAAAGACGAAGAAUGGGUGGUACAAGCUCUAGCUGCCGAGUUGGAGCCGAUGUAUCAGUUGUGUUUACACUAUAGAGACUUGCCUCAUACCGCGUACAUCCAGCACGCUGCCCCGGCUGUGUUAGAAGCGGCAGAAGCCAGCAGAAGAGUGAUACUAGUUCUUACGAGGAAUUUCCUACAGACUGAGUGGGCACGAUUCGAACUCCGACAAGCCUUGCACGAAGCUUUGAAAGGUCGAGUGUUCAAACUGCUGAUAUUAGAGGAAAAUACCAUUCCUGAGAUGGAGCUCGAUCCAGAGCUCAAACUGUACCUCAAAACUGCUGAGCGGAUCAAGUGGGGAGAAAAGAGGUUCUGGGAGAAGCUGAAGUACGCCAUGCCAUCGGUGGAGCCCAGAGAGAAGAUCAACGCCAACUAUAGGAGGAACAUCAACAACUACACCAUCGACGCUAGGGUCGUGCCCAACGGCACUCACCAUAGCCAUCAUACUUAUCCUGAUAAGAUCCGUACUCAGGCUCCGCCGAGUCCUGGAAUGCAGAUGCUGCCACCAGCUUAUUCUUCCGGGGUGCCCCAGGAGAUAGACGACGCGAAUUAUUCGUCGGCUACAACUGCCACCCCCUCCCCAAGGCCAAAUAGGCGGGUCCAGGAGCCAAGGCCGAUAUCGGACCACAUCUAUUCCAGCAUCGACUCCGACUACAGCACUCUGGAAAGGGGUGGUUCCGGGAGGCGAGGGCCUCCAUGGAGGCAUCAGCAGAUCAUGAUGCAGGCUGGGGUAAACAAUAGAGGCCAGGCCUAUCUUGUGUGAUAACUUAAUAUGACUGACUAGGUUACUAAAAAAGACUUCUUGACGAUUACUUCAAAGUCGAUGUGUAAUUAUUAUGAAAAUUGUUUUGUAUUAUUUUUGUACAUUCUUGUAUAUAGAUAUAUUUAUUUUCUUUUUAUUUCUGUAUUAUUUUUGUGUACAUUUUUCACGAGCUACAACAAACGAAUUACUUAUAUGUAAUAAAUAUUAUGUCAAAUCU